Ostrea edulis (European flat oyster) is the source of this 1385-nucleotide messenger RNA. RefSeq names its product sorbitol dehydrogenase-like. NCBI's taxonomy places the organism in Eukaryota, Metazoa, Mollusca, Bivalvia, Ostreida, Ostreidae. The transcript is spliced from 9 exons. The record is from RefSeq and is a predicted model, not a curated record. Gene Ontology annotation, molecular function: L-iditol 2-dehydrogenase (NAD+) activity; zinc ion binding. Gene Ontology annotation, biological process: D-sorbitol catabolic process. Bases 140 to 1189 code for a protein of 349 amino acids.
UGCUUUUUUCCUGGAAAGACCUUCGGGAUCCGCCUGUCUGUUUUGUACGCGAUCUGCCUGGCGGUUCCUGAAACUUUAUCUUGCAUUAUGUAGGUCGGGCUGUUCUGUUUAUCUAGUACAGAUUCGCACAUAAGGCAGUAUGAGCAUUAGCAACCUGUCAGCCGUGUUGUAUAAGAAAGGAGAUUUGCGAUUGGUGGAUUGUCCAAUCAAAGACCCGGGACCAGGAGAGGUGCAGAUUGCUGUCCAGAGAGUGGGUAUCUGUGGUUCUGAUGUCAAGUACUGGAAAGAGGGUGCCAUUGGUCACUUUGUGGUCACUAAACCGUUACUGCUAGGUCAUGAAAUCAGUGGAGUCAUCAGUAAAGUGGGAGAGGGCGUCACGCACCUCAAAAUAGGGGACCGUGUGGCGGUAGAUCCACAUAUCACAUGCCGCGUGUGCGAGUUCUGCAAGACGGGCCGUUACAACAUGUGUCCCAAAGUCUACUUUUUGGCCACGCCUCCUGACGAUGGGGCCCUAGCCAGAUAUUUCGUGCAUGCCGCAGAUUUCACUUUUAAACUUCCAGAUAACGUGAGCUUUGAAGAGGGAGCAUGCGUAGAACCUCUUUCGGUUGGUUUACACGGAUGUCGAAGAGCAGGUGUCACUUUGGGUCAAAAGGUCCUUGUGACGGGUGCAGGUCCAAUUGGCCUUUGUGCCAUGUUGAGCGCUAAGGCUCUGGGCGCCUCUGCUGUUUGUAUGACAGAUAUAGACACCUCGCGUCUUGAGUUUGCAAAGAAAUGUGGCGCCACCCACACUUUUCUGGUGACGCGCGAGGACAAAGAGGAGGAUGUAGCUGCGAAACUGGCGGAUCUUAUGGGGGCGAUGCCAGACAGGACCAUUGAGUGCAGCGGGGCACAGUUCGCCGUCAACCUCGCUGUUCACGCUACCAAACCCGGGGGUCAGGUAAUCAUAAUCGGACACGGACCUACCUCCGUUUCGUUUCCGGUUGUGGCCACUGUUGCCAAGGAAAUAGAGAUCAAAGGAUCGUUCCGCUAUGUCAACACUUGGCCCACGAUGAUAGAAAUGAUCUCCUGUGGCAAAAUUGACGUUAAGCCGCUGAUCACACACCGGUUCAGACUGGAGCAGACCUUGGACGCGUUUGAGAUGGCCAGAAGUGGACAGGGAGUGAAAGUCAUGAUUAACUGCGGACAGUGACGUCAUACGUACAAGAAUGACGUACACGAAUGAUCCAAGAAACGAACUAUUACAUGUAGGUUGUAACUCAUUUAGUCUGUUGUCAAAUUCCUUGACAUUUAACAAACUGUCUGCUAUGUACAGACUAUUCAAAUAUAUCAGGCAAUGUUUUUGUAUAUCCUUUAUAUUCAAUGAGUACAUUAAACUCAAAAUUGUC